Molecule: messenger RNA, 420 nt
Organism: Blumeria graminis f. sp. triticale
Lineage: Eukaryota; Fungi; Ascomycota; Leotiomycetes; Helotiales; Erysiphaceae
Source: the annotation of a GenBank genome assembly
AUGGCCAGCACAAACUACAAGGAGGCUUUCGCCUUAUUUGACAAACGUGGAAACCAGCGCGUACAGGUGGAAAGCUUAGGAGAUUUAUUAAGAGCUUGUGGCCAAAAUCCUACCCUGGCAGAGAUAAGGGAUUUAGAAAAGAAUGUUGGUUCAGACUUUGACUUCGAAACUUUUUCAAAGGUACUCAAUAGACCGGGCGGCUUCCGCGAGCCAGGUGAGCCAGAAGAAUAUUGCCGUGGUUUUCAAGUCUUCGACAAGGAGAUGACAGGCUUUAUUGGUGUUGGACAACUACGCUACAUUCUGACAAAUCUGGGAGAGAAAAUGAGUGACGAGGAAGUCGAUGAGUUGUUGAAAGCAGUGAACGUUUCAAGUGGAGAGAUCAAUUACACUGACCUAGUGCGCACAAUCCUCGCGAAUUAG